Messenger RNA from Andrographis paniculata, 1131 nucleotides. Its product is annotated as agamous-like MADS-box protein AGL11. Bases 152 to 925 code for a protein of 257 amino acids. Gene Ontology annotation, biological process: positive regulation of transcription by RNA polymerase II. Gene Ontology annotation, cellular component: nucleus. The record is from RefSeq and is a predicted model, not a curated record. Gene Ontology annotation, molecular function: DNA-binding transcription factor activity, RNA polymerase II-specific; protein dimerization activity; RNA polymerase II cis-regulatory region sequence-specific DNA binding. NCBI's taxonomy places the organism in Eukaryota, Viridiplantae, Streptophyta, Magnoliopsida, Lamiales, Acanthaceae. The transcript has 9 exons.
AUAAAGGCAAACCCCAACCUUUGAAGGGUUUCUUGGGAAUUCGUGUUGCUUUCCGGGAAAGGGUUUCUACUCGCCGGAAAAUAGCAAUCUUUUCCGAAGAAGCCAGGACUACGCUAUAUAAGCCAGGAAGAUAGGGUUUGGAACUGCCAAGAUGGGAAGAGGGAAAAUCGAGAUCAAGCGGAUCGAGAACAACACAAAUCGACAGGUAACGUUUUGCAAGAGAAGAAAUGGGCUGUUGAAGAAGGCCUAUGAGCUCUCAGUUCUGUGUGAUGCAGAAGUUGCACUCAUUGUCUUCUCCAGCCGAGGCCGUGUCUAUGAAUAUGCCAACAACAACAUUAGAACAACCAUAGACAGGUACAAAAAGGCUACAGCAGAAAGUUCCAACGCAUACACUACCCAAGAGAUCAACGCUCAGUUUUAUCAGCAAGAGUCAAAGAAGCUGCGUCAGCAGAUUCAGAUGCUCCAGAACUCCAACAGGCAUCUGAUAGGUGAGGGGUUGAGCUCUCUAACUGUGAAGGAGCUGAAGCAGCUGGAGACGAGGCUCGAGAGAGGGAUCGCAAGAAUCCGGGGCAAGAAGCAUGAAAUGAUACUUGCGGAGACUGAGAACAUGCAGAAGAGGGAAAUUCAGCUGGAGCAGGAAAACGCCUGCCUCCGAGCAAAGAUACAGGAAAGCGAGAAGCUGCAGCAGCUGAGCAUGAUGCCGGGUGCAGGAGGGGGGCAGGACUUUGCAUUUCAGGCUUAUUUGGCCCGCAACAUGCUCCAACUCAACAUGAUGGACCACGAUCAGGCAGCCGCCGCCGCCGCCGUAGAAGUAGAACAGCACCACCACCACCACCAUCAUCAUCAUCAUCAGGAAGAAGAUCCCUACGCUGUUUCUCACGACAAGAAGCAGCAGCAGCAGCACCACGCACUCCAUCUUGGAUAAUCAGUUUGCCGCGCGCCCGCCGUCCCAGAGAAAUUAAAGACGACCUAUCUAUCUAUCUAUCUAUCUAUGUCUGCUAUAUAGCUUGGUAACUAAAGAUAAUAUAUGAACAUCCUAAUUAAUUAUCUCAACUAUUAUGAUCUACAGAUACAUAUAUAGCUAGACGAUACAUAUUAGUGUUUGUUUAACAAUUCCCUUAAUUCCUAGCA